GCGCUGGUUACCGUGCAGCGUUCGCCGACCCCCAGCACCAGCUCCAGCCCUUGCGUUUCGGAGUCCGGUAGCGGGGAGGAUGACCGCCGCUCUCAGCCGAGGAGUACCCUGGCAGUGCGGAGUGACCCCCUUCCUCCACACCACUACGGCGACUAUCGAUAACUACAGACCGCUUCUGUGCGCCCAGCCCCCGCCAUCAGAGCAGCGAUGCCUCCCGGUGUUGUGACCGAGCCACGGAGCUCAUCAGCCGACUGCUUCUGCGCCUACUGCGGGGGGAAGAUGAGACCUUAUUUCACCGAGAACUCCGUGAUUUCUCAGGGGGAAAUGUAUCAGCUCAUCAGUGAAAGUUUCCUGACAGUUAAAGGAGCUGCUCUCUUCUUACCUCGAGGAAAUGGCUCCUCUUCUUCGUCUGCCUCUCGCUUCUCACAGCUGCGCAGCAAACAUGCAGGAGACAUCCAGCAGCAUCUACAAACCAUGUUCACUCUCCUCAGACCGGAGGACAACAUCAAACUGGCGGUUCGUUUGGAGAGCUCACACACUCAGAUCACUCGCUACAUGGUGGUGGUCUCCACCAAUGGUCGUCAAGACACGGAGGAGAGUGUGGUGCUGGGGAUGGAUUUCAGUCCUGUCGACAGCUCCUGUUCUGUAGGGAUGGUUUUGCCCUUAUGGAGCGACACUUUAAUACAUCUGGACGGAGAUGGGGGUUUCAGUGUGUCAACUGAUAACACAAUACAUGUAUUCAAGCCGGUUUCUGUGCAGGCCAUGUGGUCGGCCCUCCAGUCCCUCCAUAAAGCAUGCGAGGUGGCUCGUUGUCACAACUACUUCCCAGGCAGCUUGUUCCUCACCUGGGUCAGCUACUAUCAAAGCAGGGUCUACUCCGACCAGGCACGCAUUAACGAGUGGAACGCCAUGCAGGACGUGCAGUCGCACCGCGCAGAUUCGCCCGUGCUCUUCUCUGACGCAUCUACAGAAAGAGAGCUGACAGAGCGCCAGAUCAAAAGCAGUUUGAGGGAGAUCAUGAUGCAGAAAGACCUUGAGAAUGUCACCUGCAAAGAGAUCCGAACAGAGCUGGAAAUGCACAUGACAUGCAACCUGCGAGAGUUCAAGGAGUACAUCGACAAUGAGAUGAUUGUCAUUCUGGGCCAGAUGGACAGUCCUACGGAGAUCUUUGAUCACGUCUUCUUGGGAUCUGAAUGGAAUGCAUCCAAUAUGGAGGAGUUGCAGAAGAGCGGGGUUCAGUACAUCCUGAAUGUAACGAGGGAGAUUGAUAACUUCUUCCCCGGUGUGUUUGAGUACCACAACAUCCGCGUUUACGAUGAGGAAGCCACUGACUUGCUUGCUUAUUGGAAUGAAACCUACAAGUUUAUAUCUAGAGCCAAGAAAGCUGGAUCUAAAUGCCUGGUGCACUGUAAAAUGGGCAUAAGUCGCUCUGCAGCCACAGUGAUCGCGUAUGCCAUGAAGGAGCACGGCUGGGAUCUGAAGAAAGCCUUUGAUUACGUGAAGGAGCGUCGAGCUGUGACCAAACCGAACCCCUCUUUUAUGAGACAGCUGGAGGAGUAUCAGGGCAUACUGCUGGCCAGCAAGCAGAGGCACAACAAACUGUGGCGUUCUCACUCUGACAGUGACCUGUCUGAGCACCAUGAGCCACUGUCUAAAUCUCACGCUCAACCGCACAGCCUGGGUCACUCCGACCCCCACAACCAGGCCGGCAGUGUGUCUGGUCCCUCUGUGAAAGAACUGCUGGAUUCACUGGGAACUUCGACCAUCACUGGCAAAGCAACACACUCCACUAGCCAGCCUGAUACUGGCAUCCACUCCAAUCAGCUCAGCUCUUCAUCCUUUGAGGGGUUGGCAACUUUAUCAGGCGAUGCUGAAGCUCAAAGCCUUGAGGCUCCUUCUCCUUCUGCUGUGGUCCAAAUCAGCCAGUUGGACUCCCCUUGUCCUGAAUCCACAGCCGGCUCUGUGUCUCCGUUAUCUCCGCCGCUCUCCAACGGCUUCUGUGACUCUGAAGAGCAGCCCUCAUCACCUCCUCUCUCCCAGCCAAGGGCCGCCACUGUGGUGCCUGAGCCUCAAAAGACAGACAUGUUGACUGUUGCACAGACUGUUUUAGUUGGCCAGCCUCACUCGCCUCCAUCCUUCCACCACCUCCCCCUCUCUCCUGCUCCAUCCCCGCCUCCAGUCUGCAUGGAUGAGGUUAUCAAACUGCAGGCGUUGUCCUGCUCUCUGCCUGUGAUGAGACCGAUGCUAGUGUCGGUGCCUGAGUCCAUGACAACACCAAGCACACAACAAGCUGGACCCCAGUGUCUGUCUGCACCAGUGCCUGUUGAAAACACAGACUGUGACCAACAGAUGUGUGGAUUGUCUUUGGACUGUUUAGCAGCACAUCCUCCCUUCACUAGUGAUUUUAUCAGCUACCCCGGUGCCAUUCCACAAGACAGCGAGCUAUUGUUCGGCCACAGCGCAGAUCACAUUAACUUUUUCAGUGCCAGAGAAAAGUUCAAGGGAAUGAGUCAAGAUGGUAAAACUCAGUGUGCUGCAGUGCAGCAGUCGCCCCAGGUGAAGAGUUGUGGCAAGGAACAACAACCACUACCUCAAGAGGUUUCCACUAGUGAGGGGAAGGAGGAGGAGAAACGAAAGGGAAUGACCAUCCCUGUGCACACAGAGCCUCAGGGCCCCCAGGACCAGGAAGUGAGGAAGUCAACUCAGGAAAUAGAGGAUGGAGAUGUUUUAUCAGAGAACGAAGUGGAGAAUGUUAAAGAGGAAGUGGAAAACAAAGAAGAGGAGGAAGCGGCUCCUGCUCGUCUCUACAGCGAUUGGACGAGGGGGUCCGUGCGUCGCGUCACCCGACAGCUGGAGCAAAGAAUGAAACAGGAGCAUGAGACUCCGUCACCCUCCUCAUCUCCACCGUCCCUCUCCGGCAGCUCCUCCUGCUCUCAGCAGCGGCGACACAGCGUCCAUGCUGUGACAAUGUCGAAUCCACAGGAUGCAUCAGUUGGCUCUCAGGUGUCAGACGUUAACAGUGUGCAGGAAGAUAAGGAUGAUAAGUUUGGACCAGUUGAAAGGGAGAGUAGUGAUUUAGUUGAGAUGGGGGCACUAGCAAGUAAUGACGUAAGCACAAAAGCACACAAAGUCCAGCCUGCUGAUAAUAGAUUGCUCUCUACCUCUUCUUCUUUCCACCGCUCUGCCCAUUCUCCAUUUGCCUCUGUGAACUUCCUGUGUUUGGAGGGCGUGACAGAGUUUGAGUCAGUCACAGACUGGGACUGCUCCACAGAGGGACCUCAUAGUGACAUUAUCAUGAGGGAGACAUGGGAGACUUUGUGUGAGCUGGGUGCCUUCCUGCAGCAGGUGAGCAAGGACAGAGCCUGCAAGGCCCGGUGUGUGGACCACGUUUUUGGCCUCAGUGCUGGAACCACUCAGAAGCGAGGUAGCGGCAACCAGAAGAGGGUCAGAGAGGUGGAAGCAAGAAUUCGCCAGGCAGGACUGACUCCUCCAUCCCUGAUGAAGCGCUCAGCCUCUUUGGCCAAACUGGGCUGUCUGGAGCUGCUGGCCAAUGACCUGAGUGAGUGGGAGCUCAGCCGCUCCUCUGUGGCUCCGUCCUCAGCAGAACCUCUGAUCCACACAGCUAACGAUGAGUCCAAGAAGCAGCGGGUCCACAACUCUCCUUCCUCAGCCGGCCAGCAGCCAGAAGUCCUCGGGACUGGUGUGGAGAGGCUUUCUGAAGCUGGAGAAACCUCGCCACGAGUCUCUCCACCAUCCAGUCCGCCGAGAGGAGAACUCGUCAACUCUGACCAAGAUUUUCUACACUUGCCUGGGCUGACACUUAUGGCAACAAGGCAGCAGUAUGGAAGGACUCACCCCCUGAGUCAACUUAAGAAAAGAACUACUAGUACCCUUUACAACACCAUGUAACUGUAACUGUGUGUGUGUGUGUGUGUGUGUGUGUGUGUGUGUGUGUGUGUGUGUGUGUGUGUGUGUGUGUGUGUGUGUGUGUGUGUGUGUGUGUGUGUGUGUGUGUGUGUGUGUGUGUGUGAGUGAGAGAGAGAGAGAGACACACACAGUGAGCGAGAGGGAUUGUGCACACUUAUGAGACAUGGAAAUCAUGUGCAUAAUGUUGGACUUAUUCAGCAAAACAAACCAAUGCCUCUUGCCUUAAAGGAGAUGUUGAGAAGUUUCUGUACAUUUUUACCCUGCAGAUCCAAGGGACUCUGUGAAAUCCGAGAUGCUUCUCUCAGUGACAAGGCUAUGAAGGGUCCGGUCAAUUGAAAUUAAAACAUUAAAUGAAAUUGGAAGAAGCGCUGUGGCAGUGUAAACACUUUUAGAAGAAGCAGCAAAAACUAUCAUCAAAAUUAAGAACUUGUUUCAAAUGUUAAUAUGCCUGAGCCUGCACAUCUUCACUCUUCACAUCAUUGCUGGUUCCUCCAUCUUGAACUUGAUAUUUACUUGAUUGCUGUUGGUUUAUUGAAUAGUCCGACCUGAUGUUAGGUGGAAUGUAGCCCGUUUUCCUCUCUCCUCGUACUUUAAUGUCUCUUCAUCAAUAAUCAAGUAAUACCAAUCAAAGUCAAUUAUGCUGUCUGGAGACUGCUUUUUAAACAUGUGUUGUGCCAUCAGCAGCGCAUCUAAACAUACAAAGAGCUCAGGUCGCCCCGCAGACGCAACAGAUUAGUGUUCUCCCCCCUAAAGAAAGAUAACCGGACCAUCAACCGGAAAAAGACUGCAUGGUUGUGCAGACGUUUUAUUGAAUCAAAAUGCAAAGAGGAAGAGGCUUGCUGUUUUUUUUAAUGUUUGUUUUGACUACACAAUACCUCAGUCGGUCUGAACCAAAUCUGACCUGCAUAAACGUCAGACUCUGGAUUCCUGGAAUGUUUCCGUCUGUCAGAAACAAUUUCCACUUCAGUACUCGAACUGACGUAAACUCGUCUCUCAUGUCCUCUCACAGUUCUGAUGCCACUCAAACUAGACAUUUUCUGUAUGUAUUACUGUGUGGGAGAAAGGUUCGGGGAUGGGGAGUUGAAGGCAGAGUGUAUAUUUGUGAGUUGUCUGCUAUGUUCUCUUUGGGAUGUAAAGGUCUGUAUUGUGAGUGUUGACAUUUUUGGAACUGUACAUGUUUUUUUAUAACUGGUUUGUGACUGUGUGUGAGUGCGACUGUGUAGCACAACUUUACUAUCUGGGUGUGUACUUGUUUCGUUUUUUUGGUUUUCAUUCACGGUUCUCUCUUUUGUACACAUUUUAGGAGUGUGCCUGUGACUGGCAAGUGAAGCUUCUCUGCAGUCUAUCAGAAAUGUCUGUACAGGGAGGUCUGUCAUACAUGCACUUUACUCCCUUUUUCAUUUUAAUGUGGCUUUUUUUUGUCAAUGUGUGGUUGCUACUUUUGGGGAGCAUGCUUAGGUAGUAGCAGCUGUUGGGUAUGCCUGUCUAUUGUCAAAAACUGAUUUUAUUUGUUUUGUUUUUAUUUGAAACUAUCAGUGUAAAUAUUCUUUUUUUUUUUUUUAUCAUGUGCUUCAACUGUGACCAUUAAACAAUGGAAAGUA
Cottoperca gobio is the source of this 5528-nucleotide messenger RNA. RefSeq names its product slingshot protein phosphatase 2b (gene ssh2b). NCBI's taxonomy places the organism in Eukaryota, Metazoa, Chordata, Actinopteri, Perciformes, Bovichtidae. The record is from RefSeq and is a predicted model, not a curated record. Gene Ontology annotation, molecular function: phosphatase activity; actin binding. Gene Ontology annotation, biological process: negative regulation of actin filament polymerization; protein dephosphorylation.